UGUGGACGAGAGAGUAUGUAACAGAUACAGUUACAUAUAUAUAUAUGUAGUUGGAGCUUUUAAAAUUAUUGCAGAAAGAUAAGUUUUGUGUCUGAUAUGUGUGUAGGUCGUGUGGGGCAGUUUUCUUGGGUAGGUGACGAAGACGCUAAAGAAAGAAGAUGAACAGAGCAGUCUUUUUUACCUUUUUAGCCCCUAUCGUUAACUACUUUUUUAUAAUAUUUUCUCUGUUUUCACAUUUUUUUGUCACGUAAAAUAUCAUUUAAAAUUUUCAAUACAGUUUAAUUUUCUUUAAACUUAAUGUUAAUUCCACAGAUGCAUUAAUUUUAUAGAUGAUUUUAUUUAUCAAAUAUUAUUAGUUGAAUAUGUACGACUAAUAAAAAACAUAAAUACAUUUUAAUUAUUUUUUGAUGUGUGUGAAAAUGAUAAACUGACAUUUUGAAACAAAUAGAAUACUAUUGAUUUGCUUCUAUAUUUACAUGAUUUAGGAUAAAGGAUAAAUUAUGUAAUAAUUUAGGAAAACAUAUAUAUUUGUUGAUGUAGUAAAGCAUAUUUUAUAAAUUGUCCAUCUCAAAAUGUAAAAAGUUAAUAAAGAAUUUACCGACAAAACAAAAGUCUUGGAUAACUAUUUACCUACAUUUAAUGGUUUUCCUUAAAGUCUACAAUCAUUUAUUUCUAUUUUCAGGAUUAUGGAUAAUUUAGGAAUUGCAGAUUUAACUUAAAAUCGUUCGUUACUCAUUAUUACCAGAUCUGAUUACGCGGCCACACGUGUAAUAUUAAGCCGAUCCCAAGAUCAUAAUCGUAAAUUAGUCAAUACUUGCCGACAUCGUAUAUACCAUAAAAAAUAUCAAAUCGAAAUCAUACUUGUUAAAAAAAAAAAUAUUAUGUAUAACAGAUCAUCUAUUUCUGAGAGUGAUGGCAAGACGAAAGUUAAAAAAAAUAUUGUUUCUGAUAGCUACAAAUGGCAGACGAGAAACCAUUGUUCCUUUAUCAUCUUCUCUCCCAAUGAGAACUAAAUAAUUCCUUUUUUUUAAGUAAUGAGAACUAAAUAUUCAAACUCACUAAAAGCACCUCCCGUACAUACAUUGUAUAUUUGUAUCUGAUAAAACUUCUCAAAAUAUAAUAAACAAAACUAAUAUUUUUCUCUGUUUUAUAUUGUAUAAUGUUUUACAUCAAUACAUAUAAUAUAAUCUAAAUUAAUUUAUUUAAUUGUAAAUGGAAAUAAUAAAAUAUAAUUAAUUAGAUAACUUUUUUAUAAAAUUCAAGUUACUUUAAUAUUUUUUAUAUUUCACAAUAUAAGUAGUUUUAACAUCUAAAUACAAUUUUUAUUUAUAGAGUAUUGUUUAAUCAGUUAAAUUAUUUAUGUUUUAUAAUUUGUUGAACAUAUAUAUGAAAUGCUACUUUUAUAAAGGUAACAAUUUUUUUUUAAUAUAGUGGCUUUAGCUAAAACUACUUACAUUUUAAAACAAAGAGAAUAUAUAAGAAAUUUUUAUUGUGAAAUAACAAAAAUUCUUUAAGAAUCCUACAUAUUUAAAAAAAAGAAGUAAUUUAAUAGUGUAUUCAUUAGAAAGAGGAAUUAAUUUAAAAAUCAUACAUAUUGAAAACCAUAUUUUUAUUUUAUUUAUUAUAUUUUGAAUAUAUAUUAUAUAUUAUCGAUGGAACUAUAGAAAUGAUAUGAUUUUCAUGUUUACGAACCAAAAUAUAGUUUUGGUUUAAGGAUUUAUAUUCUUUCUGAUUUAUAAUAUAUGGUGUUUAAAAAAGUUUAUUGUUUCAAAAUAUAAAAUAUUUUGAUCAUUUUAUAUUAACUUUAGUUUUAUCAAAAAAUGAUCAACCAAUUACAUCUUACAAUUCUUUUCAUGAUUGGUCAAAUUAUUUUUAAUUUAUGUAUUAGUAAUGUUUUUACAGAAAACUAAAUGUCUUAAUCUUGUGUCUUUAGACAUAACAUUUUACAUUACGAAACAAAGUGAAUAUUUUUCUUAAGUUGAGCUUGGUCAGGUUAAAAUUAGGUUAAUUUCAUACUAUUCGGUUACUUUUGUGAUUUUCCUGAGCUUAAUUAAAUGUACAAAUCUCAUAGGUAGAUUUAAACUUUUAACAUUAAAUUCAUAGUUCAAUAUUUACAAUUUAAAAAAAUAGUUUUAAAAACUAAACACGUAAAUUAUUCAUAGGGGCACAUUUAUUGUCUUAAUUUUUAAUAAAUGUUAAUUUUAAAUAUUUUAUGUUAUAUCUUGUCACAAAAGAUAUUUUUAAUGUAAUUUAAGAGUAUAUCUCUAGUUAGAUCGGGCCUAAUUUAGGUUGCAUUGGAUAAUAAACCCCAUUGGAAUGGCCCAACUAACUUAUGCGUUUAUAAUAAUCUGCAGACUCUCCUUUGCGUGGCGAAACCAUCUUACCUUCUAACUCUCCUCGAGCGAAGUAGUACCCGAAGUAACUAUCUCAAACGCUUGCCGAAGAUCCUCCGCGAGCUGCUUCGCCAGAGAAACUGGAGAGAAGAGAGCGGUGUGCUUAGCGUUCUGAUGCAAGGGACAGUGAGAGAUGGUUCUCCGACCAUUAAUCGGCUCAAAUACGAGGUUCUGCCUGGUUCGUGUUUUGAAAGAUGGAGUUGCAUUUGAUCCCGCUCUUACUAAGAUUCUUGGGGACAUGGAUCCAUGGUUGCUUCCGUUGAAACCGCCAGAAGAUCAUGAUUGUCAUAGAAAGAUAGUCAAUGACUCUUAUUAUAAGGACGCAGUAGAAUAUAUGCGGCUUACUAUGCAGUCUCCUCGCUAUGUAUCUUUAGCUGCAUUACAUCCACUUGUACAACUUCUCUUAAUUGGAGGUCUUGUAGAUGAAGCCAUGAAAGUGGUUGAGGAGAUGUGCAACAAAGUACAUGACAUCAAACCUUUCAGGAUUAAGGCAGCUAUGAUGGAGAAGUUUCAUCAUCACAACGACUUGCUAGCAAAAUGCUACGAAGAUAUCUUGAAGAUUGAUCCUAGUUGUGUAACCACCCUGAAGAAGCUUAUUGUAAUGUCAAUAACGAUCCAAUAUAGUAGAGAGUCUUUGAUCGAAAUGAUAGCAUUGCAUGUAGAAGCUUCUUUUCCCGAGCCUAUAAUCUGGAAAGAGUUUGCUGAGAUCUUGAUUCUCUUCUUUGAGAAUGCUGAUGAAGACAGAAUGUCGGUGUGCCUAGACGGAUCUGGAGAAGAAGGGAGUCAGCAAACAUACUCUGUUAGAUACAACUCGACACCUAGAAUGUUCACUGAGACAUCAUCAUGGACACUUCGAGCUAAGUGGUGGCUAAACCGCCAUUUCUCCCCUGAGAUACUCGAGGCAGAAAUGAGAAACGGUACAGGAUAUUUGGAGAUGAUGAGAUUGAUGAGUUACAAAGCGGCAUGUGCUUGUCGUAUCUACGGACCAGAGUUUGGUUAUGUGACUAAAGUUUAUGGUCUGCUGGAGAAUAAUAGGAACAACAUUUGUAUGCUGGUGGAGAAUGGUAGUAACAACAUAGGUAGUAGGUUAGUGAAAUAUAGCAAUAGUUUAGAGUUAUUCAACUUUUUGCAAAGACACAGACACAAUUGGAACAGGAUAUACAAUUUAGAAUAGUUUUUACACGUUACAUUUUUUGUUUUAAUAAUUUUUCACUGUAAUUUUGUAUUAUUGUAAGAUUUAUUUUGAUGUAGCAUUAUACUGGCAUCUGCAAAAAAUUUGAGGUUUCAUAAGAUACGUGAGAAGUAGUACCACCCAAGAAAAACAUGUUUACACAAGUUUAAUUAUAUUUUUGUAGCCAUUUGAAUCUACUGUUGCUUUUUUAUCUCCUUGAUUAUCUGGAGUCAUCGUUACUUCGUCAUCCUCUUCUAUUACAAAUUCACAACUUGUUCAAACCAUUACCAAAGCUAAAGCCAUAUGUAACCAUUAAACAUGUUUUACUUAAAAGGCAAGUUACUUUAGCUUUAGGUCAACACAGAUAAUAAAAAGCCUAAGCAAUUGGUAUUUUUAACUUCAAAUGGUAUUAUGGUAUAAUAGAGGAAACUCUAUUCAACACCAGUUCUAUUUCUUCAUGUAAAAUAGAAAUUGCUAUUUUUCUUCUAUAUUUAUAUAUUCGGGUGAAUAAAUAGCUUUCAUGUGUAGCAACUCAAUCUUAUCUCUUCAUUAGAUUAAGUUGGGUUUAACUUAUUCAAAGUGUGAGGAAUUAGGGUUGAUUAAACACUUUUGUAAUGCCCAUUUGAGCUUCAUAAUGUAUGAUUUGGCGACAAAAAAAUUAAAAAUUAAAAAUUAAAAAAUACUACUUUAGUACUUAAGAUACAUAAAUUAUAGUAGACUUCACAUGUUUUAUAGAAUUUUUCUAUUUUAUAGAAAAAUUAUUAAAAAUGGUCUUAGGUUAACACAUAAUAUAACACCCUAUACAUUUGUAACAAGAAA
Messenger RNA from Brassica rapa (field mustard), 4383 nucleotides. RefSeq lists its product as uncharacterized. The record is from RefSeq and is a predicted model, not a curated record. NCBI's taxonomy places the organism in Eukaryota, Viridiplantae, Streptophyta, Magnoliopsida, Brassicales, Brassicaceae. Gene Ontology annotation, cellular component: RNA polymerase I transcription regulator complex. Gene Ontology annotation, biological process: transcription by RNA polymerase I.